Molecule: messenger RNA, 4476 nt
Organism: Protopterus annectens (West African lungfish)
Lineage: Eukaryota; Metazoa; Chordata; Ceratodontiformes; Protopteridae
Product: zinc-binding protein A33-like
Exons: 5
Coding region: 1-1116 (371 amino acids)
Molecular function (GO): protein binding
Source: RefSeq, a predicted model, not a curated record
AUGGAUAAUUUUGUGAUCCAUACUGACACUGGUAGUGUUGUUCCAACAGCUGGUGCAAUUGGAAGGGUUAAUGCUGUUCCCAGUUCCUUUAACUUUGUGGAUAGAUUUGAACAAGAUCGGAAAGUUAGAGUGGAUAAUCCAUUUGCAGCAGUUGGUGAAUUUGCCCAUUCCCCUUUGCCUGGUGAAUUGGGAGCUUUACUGGAUAAGUUGGAACAUCUACUUAAUGAGCAAACAGCCACCUAUUUUAAUAUUCUUGGUGCUUCAGCUGAAGGGGAAAGAGAAGAUGAACAGUUUCCAAAUUUAUCAGCACCACAAAACCCCUCAAAAUUAGCAAAUGACUUUCAGAAAAAAAACAUAGAAAAUCGGAAGUAUACAAUGACCAGAAGAGAAGAUGGUUUCAAGCAGAAGCUAACAAUUCCUGUGAUGGAACUCAGAGACCAUGAAGAAAGAUACAUGAAACCCCUUGAAAAAAUUGUUUUACAAGAUGCUGUUCUGGGUAGCUGUGAUGGCAGUCGGGAAAUGUACAAUUACUUUUUACACCAUGAGGACUGGAAUGAGUGGAAGUGUAAUAUGAGAACAGUUCCAUCACCUCUGACCCUGGAUCCAGACACAGCACAUCCUAAUCUCAUUCUGUCUGAGGACCUGACCAGUGUGAGAUAUGAUGAAGUUACACAGUAUCUCCCUGACAAUCCUAAGAGAUUUAAUACGUAUAUCUGUGUACUUGGGAAAGAGGGCUUCAAUUCAGGGCGACAUUACUGGGAGGUGGAGGUGAAGAACAAGACUGCAUGGGAUGUGGGUGUCACCAGAGAAUCCAGCAAUAGGAAGGGAAGCUUUGAAAUGGGGGCAAAGCAUGGAUAUUGGAGGAUGACUCUGAGGAAUGGGAAUAAGUACACAGUUACAGGUUCAUCAUUAACCCUUACUGUGAAACCCCAGCGGAUUGGAGUGUACCUGGACUAUGAAAGGGGUGAGGUGUCAUUGUAUAAUGCUGACAACGUGUCCCAUAUCUACACAUUUACUGACAAGUUCACCGAGACAAUCUAUCCUUACUUCAACCCCUCUCUUAAAUAUGAUGGGAAAAAUGAAGAGCCCAUGAAACUAUUUCACUUGAAACUGUAAUCUGAAUAAGAAAUUAUUCUAGUACUCAGUUUUAUUGUAUUCUUUCUAUUGCAGUCAUUUUAAAAAGACCACUAUCAGAAAAAGGUAGAAUGCUAGUGAAAAAUGAAUUAUUUUAUUGUACAGUAAACAUUUUUUUGUAUUACCACAAGUAAUUUGCUAAUUUAACAUUGUGAUCAAAAUAAUUGUAAUGUUACUUCCAGUGGAUUUUGCAAAGUAAAGUUGAAAGUUUAGGAUUUAUUUAGGAUGUUUAUACAUAGCAAGUCAAAGUGACAAUUUUAUCUUGCACUCUACCAAAUUUAAUUGUAAUAGGCACUGCUAUAUGUGCUUGGGUUCUUUUGUUGCACAAGUGAAAAUUCUCCAAACUGGUACAUUAAAAUAAUUAGUGCAAAACUCAAAAGAUCACGGAAAGAAAAAAUAUAUAUGCAACGCUGAUGGUAUUGUGUUAUAACUCAGUAGGUAUGUCAUUAGGAUAUUUAUGUAUCCAUCUGUCUCUGCAUUUAUGUAAAUAAGCAUGUAUUUAUUUGUUUGCUUUUGUUAACUUGAAGACUAUGGCGUAUUUCCAGAUAAGGCCUGAGAGAAAAGCUCCAUUUUCUUCAGGCAGUUCGAAAAUAGUACACAGCAGGUCCUUGACUUACAACAGGGCUCCAUGUUGAUGAUAUCAUCACAAGUCAAGUUUGUCAUAAGCUGAAAACACCCAUAGAUUGUGCUGGACUUUUCAAUACUGCUUGAACCAUACAAAUGCAUAAAUUAAUACACAUAAAUGCUGAUAACCAUCAAGUCCAGGUGUUGUAAGUCACAUACAUAUAAGUUGGCGGCAUGCUGCACAGCUAAAAUGAGAAAUAAGACUCACAUGUAUAUAUGACAAUGCAACACAGCAGUAACAUAUUGCAACAUAACAUAUCUUAAGACAAUGGCUGUCCAGGUAAGAUGUUUUAAUAGCAGUAACAGUUUGUAGGGCUAUGCAAGUUUAAUUUCUUAGUGAAUCAGGGAUGGUUUACCAUGCCUCAGGACUUUGACCUUCAUAAUUCCAAAAACAAAUACAGUAAUAGCAUUAGAAAACAUUAGCCACCCAUAUGAAGGAGAUCAUUUUUCCACACCAAUCCUUACUAUUUUUUCUUAUCCCCAAAUCAUCAAAGUGUGAAGAUGUGAAUAGCUUGUUGAUCCAGUCACAUAUUUUUCCUGGAAAUGUGUCACUCAUUUCCAUGACUCAGUGAUAUGAAUGACUGCCCAUUACAGCAUCUUCAGUACAAACUGUUUUAAGCAUUGCACCAUUUUGCUGUAUGAAAAGACAAGUAACUGAAAGGCUUUCAGGUUCUGAUGUUCUACUUACAAAUAAGACUACUGCUUGUGAUAUGUCAAAUCAAGGGUUGAAACAUGGGCAGCACAGAGGUGCAGUGCUUAGAAUUUCUGCUGGCUUCAUUUAUAAACUCUGAUCACUAUUUCUGUGAAGUUUGCAUGUUUGUAUCUAGUUUUCCUGGGUUUUGUUCUGGUGGUCUGGUUACCUCUGGCUUUUAAAAUAUGUUGGUUGACUUACUAUUCUAAAUUUUUUGUUGCCUUUGUGGCUUAUAUUUUGUCUUAAAAAAGGUCAGACAAGGCAGCUCAGCUGAAUAUCUUUAAACAUAAAUAUGCAGAGAUCAGCACUACAGGGAAUAAUUAAAUGGACAAACAUUGGAAUCCCAAACAUACAGGACAUCUUUUUAUUGUCCACCAAGUGCGCACUCAAGAAUUAAAGCAAUGUCUGUGGCUAAGUAAUAAUUUUACAAAUAUUAUUAGUGGCAAAAAUAUUUGCUGCCUGUUCUGGUCAGCACAUAUUGUCCACUUUCUAAGUACAGUGGAAUAUUUUUAGCUACUGUGACCAUUUAGUAUGACUGCUGAUGUAAUUUGAGUCAAACGGGAAGCAGCUAAUGAGGCCCUCACCCAGGCAUCAGCUUGAUUUUUUUUUUAAUGCUAGAUAUAAUGAAAGUGCACAUGUGAUGUUUCUAUUAUGUGUUCUAGUGUGUAACAGGUAUGGUUCCAGACAUAAACUACAGACAGAUCAAACAACCAGACUUAGCUUUACCCAGAUGUAACAAACAAAAGUAAAAGCAUUUAUGGGGAGACAAGCUCCUCCUGGGCUCAUUUCCCAUAUAGGAGAUGUUCAUUUUACUCAUAUAUACUAAGUCCACAGUCAGACUAAUGUGGAGAGAAGAACAUAGUGAAUCACUGCCAGACAUGUGGUAGAAGCAAUGCCAGCAAUGACUGUCACUGAGAAUCAGCUCUUGACAAGCCACAGCUCAACCAAAUGGGAGUAAUGAGUUGUGACCUUAUCCACUUCAAACUCAAAUAGUAAUAAGGAACCUGCCAUUAAUGAAUAAAAUUGUCUCCCAAGGAAUCACAGACGGAUGUCAUAAGGUAUUUCUUUUCAUUACUUCUCAUUGACAUUAUAAGGCAUUUCUUUAUUAUUUUUCAGUGUCCUGUCUACAUGAUGACUCCACCUAACAACACUAGGUUAAAUCAGAACUGGAUUACAGAGUGGUUCCUUGCUGCUAAUGCAGACUCAGAUUAUGUGAGCUGGUAGAAAAUGCAGUCUAUGCAGUAAAGGUUUUAGAAUGUGGAGGAUUUUGGACCUUUAUUCAUCCAUAUAUUAAAAAAUAAAGAGUUAAAAAGUGUGGCUGACUUCUAUCUAUCUAUCUAUCUAUCUAUCUAUCUAUCUAUCUAUCUAUCUAUCUAUCUAUCAAGUUGCAAAGCAGAUGUAGCAAACCACAAAAUAAGUGAUUUAAGUCUCACAUUAUGCAUAAUGCAGGUGAUAUGGGCAGUAGCUAUGUACGUUAGUGGUAAAAGUAGUGGGUAGGCCAGAAUUUCCAGAGCUGGACAAAUAAAUAUUUAAUGGGUAUAUUCUGUUAGAUGCAUCUUUGUAAAGAGCUUAUUUUGAACAAGAUAAGCUUCUAUGUACCACACUUAGUCAUUUCUAAAUACAUAUUCUCUCAUGUGACCUAGUCUGUGAAAGUAUGCACCAUACAAGGGUUUGUUUGUUUUCCCUUUAGCGUAUUUGGCCAAGUAUCAGGUUUCAAGACACUGUGUAUAUAGUUUUGCACUAAAUAUCACCACAUUGACAGGUUUACUUGAUAACCCAUGAUGCACCUGACAUGCAUGUUAAAUGUCUACCCUGCACUAUGCAUACUGGUUUUGGUACCCUUACAGAAGACCAAACAAAAGCUGUCUCAGGCUGACCCAUGGCAAAACUACAAUUUAUUGGACUUUAAUAAACACAAAAUAAAAAAGAUUCGCACUUUUUCACUUCUUAUGAACUUCAGAUAAUCCUAUAGUUGUUUACCCUGUUUAAAUACACUAAAGAGCAACCUCAUUGGUUAAUACACACAC